AUGCUUCAUAUUUGGCUUCAAUGGUUAAAAAAUUAUGAUAAACAAAAUAUUUUUGGACAAUUUACUAACAUUUUAAAGAAGUUCACAGUUAUACCGGUCACAGGCUGUAUAUGUGAACGAUCAUUUUCAAAAUUAACUUUGGUAAAAUCUAAGUUAAGAAGUACUAUGCUCCAAGAAAGACUAAAUGCAUUGAUGCUUAUAACGGUAGAACAAGAAAUGGCUAUUAAAUUAAAUCCCGACGAUAUAAUUGAUCAUUUCAAAAAUUAUACACAAUGCAGAAUGGUGUUAUAA
Molecule: messenger RNA, 291 nt
Organism: Macrosiphum euphorbiae (potato aphid)
Lineage: Eukaryota; Metazoa; Arthropoda; Insecta; Hemiptera; Aphididae
Source: the annotation of a GenBank genome assembly